This is a messenger RNA of Amphibalanus amphitrite, 2702 nucleotides long. Its product is annotated as guanine nucleotide-binding protein subunit beta-5-like. The record is from RefSeq and is a predicted model, not a curated record. Gene Ontology annotation, biological process: G protein-coupled dopamine receptor signaling pathway; G protein-coupled receptor signaling pathway. The transcript is spliced from 7 exons. Gene Ontology annotation, molecular function: signaling receptor complex adaptor activity; protein binding. Gene Ontology annotation, cellular component: cytoplasm; heterotrimeric G-protein complex. Lineage: Eukaryota; Metazoa; Arthropoda; Thecostraca; Balanomorpha; Balanidae. Bases 320 to 1384 code for a protein of 354 amino acids.
GGAAAUAGGGGGGAGGUCAGCAGGCGGGGGAAGGGCCUCAUCGGAAUCGAUCCACAUCGGCGGCGGCGAAGGUAGCGGCGGCGUCCGACGACCGACGGGGCCACCACCACCGACGACGGCGGCGUUCGAUAGCAGUGCGCAGACGCGCCUCCGCCGCCGCCGCCGCCGGAAGUUGCCCGAGAUAGGGCGGGCGGCUGUGGGGCGGUGGACGGGCGGUGGUUGAGCGUCUGUCGGGCGGCUGACGGCCGGUGCGGGGUGCGAUACGGUGGUGGGUGACCCUCUCCUUUCACGGCGGUGACGCGUGAGAAGCGGAGGCGCCAUGGCAGCCGACGGCGCCGCCAGCGAGGGUCAGGAGACCAGCGUCGAGGCGCUGCGCAAGGAAAUCGAGUCACUCAAGGUCAAACUGGAUGAGGAGCGACAGAAAAUGAACGAUGUGACACUGGACAAGGUAGCCGGGCGACUGGAGCCAUGCGGGCCACUCAACAUCAAGUCGCGUCGCGUCCUCAAGGGCCACCAGGGCAAGGUGCUGGCUCUCGACUGGUCGCUGGACAAACGUCACAUCGUCUCCUCCUCACAGGACGGCAAGAUGAUCCUGUGGGACGCGUUUACCACCAAUAAGGAACACGCCAUCACUAUGCCGACCACCUGGGUAAUGGCGUGCUCGUACGCGCCCAGCGGCAACGCCGUCUGCUGCGGCGGCCUGGACAACAAGGUGACCAUCUACCCGCUGAGUCUGGAGGAGGACAUGUCGGCCAAAAAGCACACGGUCGGCACGCACAUCAGCUACAUCUCGUGCUGCUGUUUCCCCAACUCGGACCAGCAGAUCCUCACGGGCAGCGGAGACGCCACGUGCGCCCUCUGGGACGUUGAGUCCGGCAGUCUGCUGCAAAACUUUGUCGGACACACGGCAGACGUGAUGACCCUCGACUUGGCACCCUCCGAGACGGGAAAUACCUUCGUGUCGGCGGGCUGCGACAAGACGGCGAUGAUCUGGGACAUGCGCACCGGCUCCUACGUGCAGACGUUCGAGGGCCCAGCUGCUGACAUCAACACCGUCAAGUACUACCCCAGCGGGGACGCCAUCGCCACCGGAUCAGACGACGCCACGUGUCGCCUGUUCGACCUGCGCGCCGACCGCGAGGUGGCCUGCUACACGAAGGACAGUUUGAUUUUCGGUGUGAACGCGCUCGACUUCUCGGUGAGCGGUCGGCUGUUGUUCGCCGGCUACAACGACUACACGGUGAACGUGUGGGACUCGCUGAAGGUGCAGCGCAUCACCGUGCUCUACGGACACGACAACCGCGUCUCCUGCCUCAAGAUGAGCCCGGAUGGCACCGCCUUCUGCACCGGCAGCUGGGACUUCACGCUGAAGGUUUGGGCCUGAGCGCGGACAUCUGGCGAUGACGUGAUCUGCCAGGGGUGUGGAGCCGCUCUGCCGAGACACAAACGGGGGACCAUCUGGACGGACAUAAAGGAGGGACCAGCACAGUGGGCAGCCGAGCUCUGACACAGGCGUAGUGUGUGCCGCUGCUUCUUCCAGUGGCCAUAGUCAAACGGAGAAACGCACAACACGGCGCCGUUUUGCGGGCCGCCAUUCACGCGGCCAUCAGUGGGCUGUACGGACUAGUGACGCGCACAAGAAUGUGUAGGUUCUACUUGCUGUAGGCGUGAGUGAUGCGCAUGUCACACCCACAGAGGUGUAGACAGUGGUCAGGGAAUGGUGUUGUCUGUAGGAUAUGUGGUGCUUUCUGCGUUGACAUGGAGCAGAUUUUUGCCCUCACUGACAUUCGCUACGUUUCAUCCUUCAGCGGCACAAGGGAAGGUGGCUGAAACAUACGCCUUUCGUAUGGCUCCUAAUUAAGAUACAGCUUUGCAAAAAAAAAAAUGCUUCUAUCUAAGAGAGUAGACCAAAGGGUCUCGAUUUUAAGGUCUCAUGUAAACUUCUAGGUCAUAUUGAAGACCUGAAAAUAUGACCUUGUUUUUUGGCAGAAAAAAAGAUCCCAACACUCCUGGCAGAACAAGUUAACAACACGUUUGAGACGUGUCGAAUGUUGAACAUGUUUUGGAGAACGGAACGGGUCAGGGCUAACCCCUGGUGAACUGAUAUUCAUUUGGAUGACUUAGACAGAUUACAAGUCUUAUAUUUUGCUUCCCUCGGCGCUGAGCAUGAGCGCUUACCGCGAAUUUAUUUCGCAAAAAAAUCAUUUCUGGGCUCAGUGGAGCUAAAAGUUAAGAUAUCAUAAGGAGUGAAUAGAACUUGUAUAAUAUCUUAAGGGGUUGUAUCGAGCUCCCUUCCACUAGGCCGGCUAUGGUUAAGACGUAAAUGGUGACUCAGAGGUUAAAAGUGUCGCAAUGAUAACUAUCAUACUGAUCAGUCAUUUCUCUUUUUCAUGAAGAACCUUAUACGAAUGCAACAGCUCCUAAUACCAAGGGCCAAUCGGCUUACUCGAUCGAAAUUUUCACAUUUAGUGAAGCUUUCCGGCUACCUAGCGGCGCACAUUUUGCCGAUUUUUUAUCCUCCUUUCCCAUGCGCCUGAAUACAAGAUGGCAAAGCUGGGAUAACGGGGAGCUAAUUGUGCAGCCGUGGAAAUGGUUGAAGUUAUUUGAUCGUCAUCGUAUGUUGGCUCUCAGCUACGGUACUGUUCACAAAAUACUUGUAGCAAUAUACUUUCUCGAGUCAUAAUACAUAAAUUGUGGAGCCA